This is a messenger RNA of Sander lucioperca (pikeperch), 774 nucleotides long. Its product is annotated as C-C motif chemokine 25-like. Lineage: Eukaryota; Metazoa; Chordata; Actinopteri; Perciformes; Percidae. The coding region runs from base 24 to 311 and encodes 95 amino acids. The record is from RefSeq and is a predicted model, not a curated record. Gene Ontology annotation, cellular component: extracellular region. Gene Ontology annotation, biological process: G protein-coupled receptor signaling pathway; chemokine-mediated signaling pathway; cellular response to interleukin-1. Gene Ontology annotation, molecular function: chemokine activity; CCR chemokine receptor binding. The transcript has 4 exons.
CAAGAACAUCAGCAGCCACAGCUAUGAAGUUCCAAGCUCUUUUCUUUCUUCUGAUCCUCACCUGCAUGUACCUGAGUCUUGCACAAGGCUCGUUUGGCAACUGCUGUCUCGGCCAUGUUGGAGCGAUUAAACAAAAGGCAAAGAAAAAUAUUGAAAGUUACAGAGUACAGGAAACAGAUGGUGAUUGCAACAUCAGCGCUGUUGUGUUUCUGAUAAAGAAGCAUAAAAGAGAGUGGACUGUUUGUGCCAAUCCAAAUGAGAGUUGGGUCCAGGAGCUGAUGGAGACUUUGGAUAGGAGGAUGAAGAAUUAGACCACUUAAAGGAGAGAAAGAAAGAAUGGGAGAGAGGAGAGCAGAUGUUUCAGGCAUCAUAUAUCACCUUUAACCACAUGAAUUAUGUUUUAGUAGAGUUGGUAUUUCCUGUGCUGACAGAGAAUGUAAAUGUACACGGUUCACUAUAACACGAACAUACCAUAUCCUCAAUGUUAUUAGCCAGUAUAGCAAAAUUCAUUUAUAUGAUUCUGUUCUUUUCUCUGUGAAUUCAUAUACGUAGCACUUGCUAGGAAUGAGCCACUGUUUGGCAGCUUUGAAAUGUAUUUGCAGUCUGUUUGUGCGCGAGUGUGUGUGUGUGUGUGUGUGUGUGUGUGUGAGAACACUUUGGGGAUAAGUUGAGAGUUUGUUUUUUUACGACAGAUUUCCAUAUUUUUAUAUCAGCAUUAUACAGUAAUUGUACUUUGUGUCUUUCUUUAUGAAAUAAAGAGCGAUACAAACCAGA